AUGUCCGACGCAGAGGAAUCAACAGGCACCGCGUUCGCAGUGAGCAUGGCGGCUAACAUUCCCCCGCCGUCUGUGAUGGGCUUCACGGGCGAUUGGAGCACUAACUGGGAUGUUUUCCGCGCGGAAUAUGAAGACUAUGUUCUUGUGACUGGAGUGGCGGAAAAGGACAAAAAAAUACAGGCGGCAACACUCCGCAGUGUUAUGGGCAGCGAAUGCAGACAUGUUUACCGUCACAACCUAAACCUCACGGCGGAGCAGAGAGAGGAUCCCGCGGCUAUACUGAGCGCCCUGGAGAGAUAUUUCAAACCGGCAAAAAACAUAAUCUAUGAGCGAUAUCUGUUUGGAUGUUGCAAACAAGAGGACGGUGAAUCAAUAGACGCCUUUGUGACCAGGCUAAGAGAGAAAGCAUCAACGUGUGAGUACGGACAAUUAAAAGACGAAAUGAUACGUGACAAAAUUGUGCUGGGCAUUGCAAGUGAGAGCUCCAGGCGCAGACUGUUGAGGGAAAAGGAGCUUAACUUAGUCACAGCCAUCGAGAUGUGUCGUGCUGCAGAGCAGACAGAUUUAAGGAUGCGAGUAAUGGAAACUGCUGGGACACACGUAAUGCACACCGAGACAGUGCACUCUGCUGUCAGGCAACCAGCUAAGCACUUCAAAGCGAGGCAGAGCGACUCAAACAAGGCGGUGGACCCCAACUGCAGGUAUUGUGGAAACACCCACACGAGAGGCAGGGACCACUGCCCUGCUUUCGGGAAGAAAUGUAAAUUGUGUGGGACUAAUAAUCACUUUGCUAAAGUCUGUAUGAAAAGCAAACGGGGCAGUACCACGGGCAAGGUGCUCUGCAUGGACGGGGAAGCUGAGUCAGGGCAGAGCAGUGAGGAGGAGACACAUCUGUACAUGAUUGAGUCAGUCAGUGCAGUGGGACAGACUAAAGGGAAAAAAUGGUUCGUCACACUAAAGUUCAACAGCAAAUCACAGAGGUGCCAGCUUGACUCGGGAGCCACCUGCAACAUAAUGACACUGAAAGAUAAGAAAAAGCUCUCAUCCAAAGGAAAACUACGCCAAAGUAAUGCCAGCCUCAGACUGUACUCGGGGGAGAUAAUAAAGUCAUUGGGAGUUUUUGACACAGAAUGCACGAUCCAAGGCAUUAAGCACAAGCUCUCCUUUGAGAUAGAGGUCCAGGAGGACCUGCAACAGGUGAACCAAGCAGAUUACCUGAACGUAACGGGCCAACGCCUGGAACAAAUCAGGCGACACACAGACAAUGAUGAAGGUCUGCAGGCAUUGAGGUACACAGUCACCACAGGCUGGCCGGAUCUCAAAGAGCAGACAUCCAUUCCUGUGACCAACAAACUCCUUGAGCCGGUGGUGGUGACAGGAGUUACUGAGAAGCUUCAGUACAGGAGGCAGCUCGCCAAGUCGUUCUACGACCGGUCAGCGCGGGUCCUACCGGAGCUGGAGGUAGGAGAGACUGUCAGAAUGAAGCCUCCUCCUGGCGACACCUCCCGCAUAUGGAGAGCUGGAACCUGUCUUGGCAAGGUCGCGCCUCGGUCUUACCUUGUGGACAUGGACGGUUCUGUUUAUCGCCGCAACAGAGUGGAUCUUAGAGUGGCAGAAUCAGGGGCUGCUCUGGGAUUUGGGGACAGACUCGAGCUGCAGCGUUUUGAAUUUACAGAAGCUGCAGUCCUCCCGUCCAUCUCUCUGCUGCAGAAGUCCUCGUCGUCCCCCGUCACCUGCCACGCCACUGGUUUCUUCCCCGGCCAAGCCUCUAUCUUCUGGACUAAAGAUGGAGACAUAUUCUACUACGAGGACGUGGACUUUGGGGAGACCCUGCCCAACAACGACGAGACCUUCCAGACCAGUGCGGAGCUGGACGUGUCCUCUGUCCCAUCGGAAGACUGGGGCUGCUACAACUGUGUGUUCAGGCUCUCUGGAUACAAAGACGACAUCAUCACACCACUGGACCAAAGAUACAUAAGAACGAAUGAGAAAAAAGGUUCCUACUUGCCUUUAUUUGUUGCACUACCGAUCUCUGGUGUUGUCCUGCUGUGCGCUGUUCUCCUUCUUAUUUUCAAGAUCAACAAUUUUGAGAGAAAAGCUCCACUGUGUCCUUCAGUUUACUCCGAGGUGAAGAACAAUCCUCGUCACAUAUGA
Messenger RNA from Knipowitschia caucasica, 2154 nucleotides. Lineage: Eukaryota; Metazoa; Chordata; Actinopteri; Gobiiformes; Gobiidae. The record is from the annotation of a GenBank genome assembly.